Pundamilia nyererei is the source of this 2456-nucleotide messenger RNA. It is a transcript of the gene hyal3, whose product is annotated as hyaluronidase 3. The coding region runs from base 496 to 1821 and encodes 441 amino acids. Gene Ontology annotation, cellular component: acrosomal vesicle. Gene Ontology annotation, biological process: hyaluronan catabolic process; carbohydrate metabolic process. The record is from RefSeq and is a predicted model, not a curated record. Gene Ontology annotation, molecular function: hyalurononglucosaminidase activity. NCBI's taxonomy places the organism in Eukaryota, Metazoa, Chordata, Actinopteri, Cichliformes, Cichlidae. The transcript is spliced from 7 exons.
GCUACAGCGAUGGGGCACGCCUAUCACUGUUCGGCACCGAGUGCGCGCGGAGAAUCCAGGUUAGCGCUGGGGAGAGGGAAAAAAUCCCUCAAGCAGAAUCUAAUCCGAGCUCUGAUCGGAUGAGAGGGUGACUCACAUCUCUCACCUCAGUGAAAUAUCAGUCUAUCCCGGACUGUCUGAAUGGCGGCAUCAGUGUAACGUUUAAGGAAAGGGGGCGGGGCUCGAUGCGCAACAGGUGCGAGGCUGCAGUUUCAUCUUUGCAGCUCUUAGCCCGAAGAUGCACACCGUCUGCCUCCACCUGUCCAUGUCUCAACUCCAAUCGCUUCAUCUGGAGUUCUUCGGCCGUAAGCUGGCUGUGCAUUCAGCAGGAACUAGAAGCUCCACGUCGGCUUUGACUGCUUCCCCUGCAGCGGAUACACCAGCAGCGCCAGCUCCCCUCCUGUUUCCUCACAUUUAGAAAGGUUUGAAGAAGGACACAUCUGUGGGUGAGCAGCCAUGGAGCUGUCUCUCCUCCUCCUCCCCGUCUUCUUCAUCUCUUCCCUCCGUUGCAACUCGCUGCCACAGAAUUCCCCCCAGGCGGAUGCCUUCAUCGGCACCUCGCUGCAAGCUGUGGCUGCAGCUCAUCCCAUCCUGCAGAACCAGCCUUUCAUCCUGGUGUGGAACAUGCCCACGGCAAACUGUCCACAGCGAUACAACAUCCACCUGGACCUGGGAGACUUUCAUAUUGUGGAGAACAAGAAGGAGCGCUUCCAGGGACAGAAAAUGACCAUCUUCUACCGCGACCACUUGGGAAAAUAUCCAUACCUCUCCCGAAAUGGCAAGAAAGUGAAUGGAGGACUCCCUCAGCUCGGCGACCUGGCCUCUCACCUCUCCCUCACGGUGACGCAGCUGUCCGACCUCCUGCUACCAGAUUUCAGCGGCCUAGCUGUCAUCGACUGGGAGGAAUGGAGACCGUUGUGGGAGACGAACUUUGGAUCUAAGGUGGAGUACCGGAGGUUGUCCAAACUGCUGGUGAAACAGGAGCAACCAGAUCUUUCAGAGCGGGCAGUGACAUCGCUGGCGAGGCGGAUGUUUGAGGAGAGCGCUCGGAAGUUCAUGGAAGAGACACUCCAGUCUGCGGUCGGAGAACGCCCCAAAGGCUUCUGGGGGUUUUAUGGUUUUCCCACCUGCUUUAACAAGAACAAGAGAAAGACAGAUAAAACUUACACAGGACGCUGCCUCAGGGGGACCAGGCAGCAGAAUGAUGAGCUGUCCUGGCUUUGGACUAAGUCCUCCGCUCUCUACCCCAGCAUCUACCUGCCACAGAAACUGGCAGGGUCUGCAGAUGCAGCUCUAAUGGUCAGACACAGACUGCUGGAGGCUUUGAGGGUGGCGUCAGGUUGGCCAUAUCACAACAACACCGACCACGCCACACCCGUCCUCCCCUACGCCAGGCUAGCAUUCACACACUCACUCAAGUUUCUCAGUAAGAUGGACCUGGAGCACACACUUGGAGAGAGUGCAUCACUGGGGGCAGCUGGAGUUGUGCUGUGGGGAGAACUGAAAUUCGCCAAAAACAAGAAACAGUGCGUUCUCCUCAGAGACUACGUCCACAAUGUCUUGGGUCCCUUCGUUCGAUCUCUGAGGUCUGACGCAGAGCGCUGCAGCCUCCAGGUUUGCCACGGCAAUGGACGCUGCACCAGGAGACACCUGAGCUCUGGCCACCGGCUCAGUGACUCUUCCAAACAUUUCCAGAAACACUUCAUGUGUCAUUGCUACCAAGGCUGGACAGGGCAGGGGUGCCAAGACAAGAAGAGCGAGAGCAGAGAGGAGGAAGAUUGACCUGAGCUUUUUUGUUACGGUGCUGUCCAUUUAUGAGUUCAUGGGGAUAAUAAUACUACUAAUGGAAGUUACAGUUUUGAGCAGUGUGGUCCAAGUUCAUUUUAAUUUCAUUAGUCCAAAGGUUGUUUUUUUAAAUUUUUAAAUCUUCUCUGCCCUUUCUGUUUUCCAGUGUAACCAGUUGUGAACACCUUGCUGUAAAUUCUUUGCAUUCCUAUUUAUGGAGUCAUCUCUUGAUUGUAAACUUUAACAAUGAUACACCUACCUCCGCAGAGGUUGUGAAGUUGGUACCCAUGGAGAUAAUUCUGCCAUCAUGCACUUUAAUAGUCUCCUGUGGUCUUUCAGUUGUUUAGACUUUUUGGCUGUUUCUGUGGUCGUGUGUCAUAAAUGAAAGGAAGAAAAGAAACUGUGUUUGGCUACAUUAAAGGGACCUGUACUUAAAUUUGACUCUAAUGGACUUUGCAUAGGAAGACUAAAGUCUAAUGUUUUACAGUUGCAAGAUUUUUUUUCUCAACCAAUAGUAAAAUAGUGUCUUGUUACCAUGGAAGAAAAGACACAUUUUAAACUUGACAUGUGUACAUAAACUCUGACUGAAAAAUCCCAUCAAACAUCACCAUGAACGACAGAACACUGUAAAU